Molecule: messenger RNA, 2881 nt
Organism: Patella vulgata (common limpet)
Lineage: Eukaryota; Metazoa; Mollusca; Gastropoda; Patellidae
Product: beta-1,4-galactosyltransferase galt-1-like
Exons: 2
Coding region: 254-1669 (471 amino acids)
Source: RefSeq, a predicted model, not a curated record
UUAAUAUUAUGUAAUCCUUCUACGACAUUUAGUAAUUGAAUGUAUAAUAAUUAAACACAAUUCAUAUGGAAAACAAUCACUGAGUUUAUUUCACAUUACGUUUUAACAAGUUCCUGACUCAAUGACAGAGCUUAUGAUGCAACGCGCACGCGCUAACAAUUCGGCCAAACCAUGUGACUUUUAAGCCCCCGAAAAAUGUAAUCGAUUCGCAUUAAUAAUACUUUUCGGCGUGUAGAGUGAAUGUUUGAGGAAAAUGAAACCCAGAUUGAAAUCGGCUUUAUAUUUGAUAUGCCUGCCAUUUGUUCUUUUAAUACUUUAUACAUACCAAAACUUUAAUGGUGGAAGUAUAACUUUUCAGCCGAAAAUGUCGAACGGGAAAAUUGGAACAAAAUAUUCCGAACGAAUACCAGAGACAAGGACAAGCUCAAAACAAACGUAUACAAAACAGGUUGUCGUCAAAAAAGCAAUAUCGCAAUUUGACAACGAAAAACAAAGGAAGGUUGUGCCAGAGAAACAAUGCGCCGUUAACCUCACCUGGCCUGAAAAUAGUGAUACAUGGCAAAUUGUUGAUAAUAUGAACAAUUCAUUUGUUUUUUCUGCAUUUGCGGAACCAGAGAAUCAUCGAGUGAAAAUUAUGGGAUUACAUCGCCUGAAUUCAAAUUCAAGCAAAAGUUGUAUUUGCUGGUUUUACAAGGACGCAAAUAAACCAAGGAUUAUUCAAACCAAUGGCACCAUAGUUCUUUUAAACGAUCAUCAUGGCAAAACGUAUGGUGCCAUGAUGGUCACGUGUGAUCUAAAUGAUAAAGGGGUUUGGUAUGCUGUGUCAGUUACACCGUCAAUCAAAGACAAACCACUCAAUCGUAUGAUUCUACAUUAUCCAGAAAAAACUGUUCAGAGAAAUUUCACGCUCUGUCUCUCUGUGAUGCAUUCAAGCUUUGGGAAUGUUAUGGGAUUUGUGGAAGCUCUUGAAUUUGAUAAAGUUCUAGGAGCUAAUCAUUUCGUAAUCCACCAUUUUUCUUCGUCUCAACCAAUGAAAAUCGUCUUAAACGAUUAUAUCAAAAGAGGGGAGGUAACUCUUUUGAACUACAAAUUACCGAUCGGUACGAAGGAUGUUCAUUAUUUUGGGCAAAUUGCUGCAGUGAACGAUUGUGUUUAUAGAUCUCGUGGUAUCUCGCGUUAUGUGGUUGUUGUGGAUAUUGACGAGAUUUUAAUUCCAUACACCUUUAACGAUUGGAUGGAAAUGAUGGACAACUUGACGUCAGCUGAACCGAAAGCGUCGUCUUUUUCAUUCAGGACUACUUUUUUUGACACACAUAUGCCGGAUGACACUAGAGGAUAUCGUCAGAAAGAUUUAGCGACUCGUUAUAAAUUGAGAACAUUGUUAAAAGUGUGGCGAGAGAACUAUAUAUUUGAGUACAAUAGUCGUUGUAAAGUGAUUGGCAAGCCGGAACUGAUAGACGUCAUGGCUAUACAUACCGUGGCUAAACAAAAGCGAGCUCAUAAGCUAAUACAUGUGAAUUAUACUACUGCGUUACUUCAUCACUAUCGGUUAAAAAAUUCUUCACCAUCCAGGAUUUUCAAUGACAAAACGAGACAAUAUAGCAGCCGUGUUGUAGAUCGUGUGAUCAAAAGGUUUAAUAGUAUUCCUACGCCUUGUAUACAUGUGUGAAAGCGUAUUGAACUUCUUUGAACGUUGUGUACACCGUGGGUGUGUGGGUGUGUGUGUGUGUGUGAGAGAUGGAGAGGGGGUGAGAGAGAUAGAGAGAGAGAGAGAGUCAACCGAAUACCACAAAUUAGUGCUAGGCGGAGUAUAUAGGUUCAAAUUCACAACACUAGAAUUAGACCCAUUCCACUCGACACAAAGUCAAAUUUAUUUCAAUAAUUCGCUUGUGCGUAGGACCCAACCGAAUGCAAUGAAAAUUUUUGCUACAGAAUGUUGAACUCGACACGGCGAAUUUGCACGCUUCAGUGGCUUGUUACGCAGUGCGAUAACAGAGUCUACGAGUAUAAAAAUAGCUAUAGUACGUCAAAUUCUCUGCACAUGUAAAUAAAUAUAUUGUUGGCGAUUCUGAAUAGCAAUAAUAUUUAUCUUUUUGGUUAUUACAGCAGCUUUAGAAAUUACGUUCGUUUUAAUUUUUUAAUUGCUUAUCAUUAACUGUACCGUUAUUAGCGGCAUCUUUUGGUUUAGUACAAAUAAUAUCUCUGAAAGACUCGGGUUAGACGGGAACAUGAUACUAGAAGUAGAUUCAUUUUACUUUUACAAGGUUCUUAAACCAAUUUUUGAGUUGCCCAACGUGCGUGUUUCUAAAUUCAAUUUCUUGUUCCAGCUUUCUGUUAUGGUUCGUAAAAAGUAGUCUUGAUUAUCCCGGCCUGUCAAGACUUUGAAUGGACGGUAGAUUUGUUAAGCGAGACUAAUGACAAAUUGCUCGGAUGAUAUGGCCGACACUAGUAACCAUUUUUCAGUCUAUUAUUUACGGAUGGUUAAAUGGUCAUAGCUUAUUAAGUAAAGCAUGACCGUUUAUUUAGUGACUAUAAAUGAGCGAAACUGAUUUAAGGCUUGGUAUGUAUCUAAAUAUUGUGGUGUAAUUGUCGAGAUAUUUGGAGAUAUUUAUUUAUGGUGGGGCACCCUACCAUAGUGCUAGGCGAAGUAUAAGGAGUUCAAACUCACAACACUAGGAUUGGACCCAUGACAAACCCAAACGGUACGCAUUUGAUCUCCCUAAUCUCAGAAAUCAUAAAUAAAUAAAUAUCACCCCAUCAGUAAUGGCGUAUUAAAUAGUUUUACCCUAUUUGUAUUCUUUUAUCGUUUUUUGUUGUCUGCAAAUCUGUGUCACGAGCCUCAAGCAAAAUUUGCUAAGCUAACCAAAUUUAAAUCAAAUAU